Molecule: messenger RNA, 4317 nt
Organism: Scaptodrosophila lebanonensis
Lineage: Eukaryota; Metazoa; Arthropoda; Insecta; Diptera; Drosophilidae
Product: mucin-5AC
Exons: 5
Coding region: 566-4216 (1216 amino acids)
Source: RefSeq, a predicted model, not a curated record
CGAGCGCAACUCGUCGUCGUCGUCAUCGUCGUCACCAUCGCAGUCCAAAGCAAAGCAACAACAGCAGCACGUUGCGUCGUCGCAGUUGUCGUUUGUCGCACGAGGAAUUUUUUGCCAAGAUUUCGCCUGCGUGGUGUUCUGCAUGUGAACUAACAGGAAACGACGGGCACAUAAAAAGGCAUUAAGAAGCAGAACGCUCUAAGUACUGAAAAAUUAAAAGCGCAGCGCGAACCACCGUCAAACCACCGCCGCCGCCGUCGUCGUCGUCGUCGCUUGGCUAUGGACCCCUAGCCAUACACGCACACACACACACACACACACACACUCGCUAAUUGAGGUCGUGCGUCGUUUUGUUGAUUUGGCAGCGUACAAAUCGGACGCCAUUUUAUGUGUACAGGAAAUAUUACGAAACGAUUUAGCGAUCUGAGCGAGUACAGAAAUAAAAUAAAUUUAAAAAAAAAAACACAACGUAGCUAACCGGAAACGGAAAUAGACGGGCCACAGAAGUCAGUGCAAGAGAGCGCGAGAGAGCUAGUGAGCGCCAAACAGUGGGCCACUCCCCGACAUGAGCAGCAUGAAGGGCGGCUUCUCCACACUCAACCGCUGGUUCGGCAAGAAACAGAAAGAUAAGAAUGGCGUCGCCGGCUCCGCCUCCAAUGGCAAGCUAUCCAAGUCAACGACACAGUUGCAUCAUUUGUCCACAGACUCGGGCAUGCACAUAAACGAAACUAGUCAGCUGGAGUACAAUCGCAUCACACCGCUUCCAGCGGCCACCAGCAAUGCGCCCUUCGAGCAGACCUUCCGCAUCAAGGUGCUGCUGCCCAAGGAGCAGCUCUAUGUGACCCGUCUGGGCGCCCGCGUAGCGCUGAGUAAGCUGCUCGCCAUGGUCUGUGACAACAAGCAGCUGGAUGCGGACAAGUACGAGUUCCGAAACCCAGUCGACGCUAGUCAGGUGUAUAGCUGUGAGUCCACAAUUGGCGCCGUCGGCCUUUCCGAGAUAAGGCUGUGCCACAAGUCAGAAUCGUACGACAACUUCAAUGCCGACGCCAUGCCUAAGUUCCAGCGGACGACCGCCGUGCGCGACUCGCUCAGCAGCUCCUCGGACUUCAGCAGCAGCCGACACUCCAAGCUCACAACAAAGACACCUAGCCCGUACAGCUCCAGCAACUCGCUCAACUCCAUGGACUCGACAGGCAUGAACUAUACGCGCACCCCUGUGGUGCUACCCAAGACUUUGUCCUCAAUGUCGGUGGGUAUGGCGCCACCGCCUCGUAAGAAGCGGCCCGCCCCUCGUCCACCCAGCCAACUGGUGAUCCCCGAGCAGACAGUGCUGACAGAGAUUGACUCUAACCGAAUGACACAACCGGAACCAGCGUAUGCAGUGAUUGUCAAACGCCCGCAAAUGUGCGCCUCCACACCCAACUUGUCGACAGAACUAGACUGCAAUGGGAAUAAUGCCAAGACGCCGGAUGUUGUUGAUAGCAAUCACUACGAAACACUAGAGGUAAGGCGUGAUCCAAGCAAUGGGCUGCCGGAACCCACGCCCCGCAAACGUCUGGUGCAGGUAAAAAAGAAGGCUGCUCCGGCGCCACCACCAGAUGCCAGCGUGGAUACCGUAUCGCUAGCUUCGACCACGGCUUCGAUUUCGGAUACGCUUACGAAUGAGACAACAUCAACGCCACCAAUGGGGCCACCACAGCCAGCGCCGCGCAUUACGACACCAGUACCGACAACCACUUCGGCUCCGACAUCAACACCCACAGCGCAAAAGCUGGUGGAGAAACAAGCGACAACGCCACCACCGCUGCCUUCCAGCGCUGCACCCAUUCUUUCCAACCAAAGUCCCAGCUCCAGCCCCAUCCCCAACUCUAACAAUAAGAGCAACAAUAAUAGUCACGUUAACAAUGUCAGCAACGUAUCCAAAGUGCUGCUCAAUCGCACGCCCACACCAGAGCCCCGCUCAAUGAGCAGCGCCGCAGACGAGGAUGACAACGACGCUGCCUCCUCCAAGCAGGCUGACUCUGGCAUAGGCGAACCUGUUCCCUCCCCCUCACCACUACCCGAUAGUCUUCCCUCUGAGGCGGAACUAAAGUCCACAUUCGAGUCCAGCUCCGACGAUGAUGAAGCCAUCAAGGUGUAUAACUUUAAGCUGUGUAAGACCUCCAUUAAGGCAGAGCAGCCCGUUCAAUCGGAACCCCACGCCACAACGCUGGCCGAGUUGUCCGUGUUGACGGCCAAUGAUGAGGACUCCCUGCCCAGCGGCCAGAAUACGCCAGCUGUCAAUGGCACGCUGCCCACACCGAGUAGCGAGCAGACCUCGUUGACAUCCUGGAACUAUGCCGUGCCCAUAUCACCGCCACCAGAUUUCUCUGACCAGCUUGAGCUCAAGCCACGCCCCACUCUUCAACUAGAGUCGCCAGCUAUGGAAAUAGCGCGACCCAAGAGCGCUACCGGAUCUCCGCUCGAUGAGAUCGUGGAUGAAUUGUCGACAAUUAUCAAUGAACAACGCUUGGACAGUCUGAUACGUAAGCAGCCAACAAACACUGAGAUCGAGGCAGCCAAGCCUAAUAAACUGGCAAACUUCAGCAUUGCGUGCAUUGCCACAUCACCAACGACACCAACUCGUCAGGUCGCGCGUGCUGACUCUUUCCAGGCCAGCAAAUCCAGCCACGGUGACUCCAAUGGCCUUGGCCUGCGGAGCUCCUCGCACCUUUCGCUCACCAAAAUCGAACAGAACGGUCUUAGCCAGCACCAAAGGCGUUCCUCUAGCGAGCUGAGCAUUGGCGAGUCACCCUCGCUUCAGAGCCUCGAGGUAAUCAAGACGAUUUUGAGCUCCCGAAAAAAUAGCUUAGAGCAGAGUUCUGGUAGCAUAAGUCCGACCAGCACCAAGACCACGAUCAACCAGACCGUUACACAGCCACAGAUACCAAAGAGCAGUCCCAUUUCAGCUCCAAGCCCAACCAUAAAUCUGAUCCCGAACAGCACACCGUCACAAGUCCAGGAUUCAACAAAAGCUGCUGCCACAGUCUCUGCUCCAGCUCCCGCAACAUCUCCAAUUGCCACAUCCUACGCUGUAGAUAUUGUACCGACUCCCAUAUCUCCUGUAGCUACCACUUCCGUCAUCAGCGAGCCAUCAGAGCCCGCAAAGCAGCCUCUACCCCAAACCUAUCGCUACUCCGGUCCACCCAGUAUCAACUUUGCCACCUGGAGCGAGCGUCCCAAGUCGCAGGUGGCCAUCAAAAACGAAGGUGACUACAUAUUUGGGGGAAAGCAAGCCACCAACGCCGCUCAGCGUCAAUCCCUGGCCAACCAUAUUGAGCGUCGCUCUAACAGUCCAGGUCCGGUCACCGCGCCCGUUCCCGUGCCCAUCGAUAAUCCGGGGACGCCAGUCAAGCUGACCAUCGAGACAGCCGCACCUACCUUGCGCAUGGGAAUACCACGCAAGGAGUACAAAGUACCCAUUACAGUGAAGCCAUUGCGGGACGUAAGCGUCGAUAACGACUCUACAAGCCCAUCACUCGAGUCAUCAUCCGAGCCAGCAUCGUCUCAAGUGCAACUGACAUCGCACUCAUCAACGCUGCCACGUCCAGCGAAGAGCAAUCGUUUCACAUUGCCUGCUUCAAUGGGCCACCUUGAUAUCGGAUCCACAACCAGCAAUUCGCUACCACGUCCCACAUCUACCGUGGAACCCACAACCGCACCGGCACCUUUUGGCCAGAAUACGUUGCGCAGAACAGGCUUCAAGGAACGCAUGCUGGCCAAGGAGCAACAGGAAAAGGAGCAGGCGCUGCGCGUGCGCGUCGAGGUAAAUGGUGUGAAUGGAAUCAAUGGCAGUACCACAAGUACGCCCUCCUCACUUACUCCACCUCAGCCGGCAGCGAAGCCUGCCACAUUGCCCAAGACCGUCAUAAAUAGUAGCAGGCUGGAGCUGAAGCUAAAACAGGCAACCCCACCAUCGCCAACGCCAACCCCAACCCCAACCCCAGAAACACCCGCUCUACUGCAGGUCAAGCUUAGGUCCACUGCUAGAUCAGCAGCUCCAGCAGCUGCCAACACACCCGCACCGCCUCCGCCACCCAUGGCGCCGGCAGUACAGCUGAAGUCAGCGUCGCGCAGCGUCAGCGUCACGACGUUGACUCCAACGUCGCCAGAUCCGCGCUCUCAGCUGCUGGACGCCAUACGCAACUUCAAGCGUGAAGAGCUCAAUCGCGCUUGAGCGGCAUUUAAGAGAGCAUCGAACGCAAAAGAGAGUCAGAAAUCCGUAAAACGAAAUGCACAAAGCGAAUGCGCAAAUAUUAAAGCAACAAACAACCACAA